AAACAAAAAACCAAACCAAAGGAGAACUCCACUGCCCAUUUACUGUCGAGUGGCAUGAUAUCAUUACCAUCCUAUGUACUUAUGCCUGAAUGCUAGUCAACAAUGCCGAGGAUUCAUGCUCUAUAAAUCCUCACAGUAAGCCACUUGGAUGGAUCUGGCACAUCAUACAUCCUGGAAGAAGGAAGCCACAUUAAGAAACUUGCAGUAUGUUUUCAACUGCACAGCUCCGUAUCAACUGUAUUGCUUAGGGAUGCGUGUCCUACAGCAUUGCCCAGGGAGCAAUGAGAAGCAGGCUAGAUUUCCCAGAUUUCAUUAUCAACCGCCUUCAGUUGCCAUGUUUUACACCUGUAGGCCAAAGGGUGCCCAUCUGCUUUGGCCCCAUUUCUUAUUUUGACUCCUGCACCAGGAGGUCAAAAUCCUAGCCAUGCGAAAGACCUUCUUUACCUAGGCCCUGGCUCAUGGUAACCAAAUCUGAGUAUUGGAGGUUACUGGGAGCUCGCAUGUGUGCUGUGUGUGUGUGUGUGUGUGUGUGUGUGUGUGUGUGUAGCAGGCUUCUCCACCAGAAAACGGUAGCGUCAAGGCAGAGAGUAUUUAAUGCGGGAAACAUAAGUUUAUCGUGUCCAAAGUUUCCACCCAGCAGUAAACAAUUUGCAACACACUGCAAAGUGCCAGGGAACAAGCCCAGCUCAGGGAGAGGCCGCGAUAGGUCUAUUUGAUACACAGGGUGAGGUAGGGAUUCGAGUUGUUUUCAUUGGCUAGGUGGCUGGGAGCCUCAGCAGCGUCCUGGAUGAACUGUCAUUCUCCCUGACUUGGGAAGCCCUUGAUUACUUUGUAACACACUCUGUGGAAGUUAUUUACUCGCCUCAGACUCUGCCUCUGGGCUGUGUCUUGUGUUCCAGAGACACGGUACCAGAAUAUUUAAAUCACUGUGGCGUUAAAUACGUUUUAAUAUCUGAUAGGGCCAGUUUCUGCGCAUUGCACUUUUUUUUCCUUUCAGGAACGUGUUCGGGCCCGCGGCAGGGGGCGGGGUCGCGCCUCCGCCUCGGCUCUGGUUCCAGCCGAGCCUCACCGACGCCGAGAUGGAAAUCCCGAGGCUGCUCCCGGCUCGCGGGACACCACAGGGCGGCGGCGGCGGCGGCGGCGCCGGCUGCUGCCCGGCGGGUGGCGGCGGGGUCCACCGAGCCCCGGACUCUCUGGCCUGUCAGGCCCCCACGCGCCGCCUCCUACUGCUCCGGGGGGCCCAAGAUGGCGGGCCGGGGCCGCGGAGCGCAGAGGCCCAGAGGGCCUCACGGGGCCUGGGCCCGAGCCUGAGCCGGUUGGCGCCGAGGCCGGAUCACCGGAGCGGCGGUGGAGGCGGCGGCGGCGGCGGCGGUGGAGGCGGCGGCGGCAGAGGAGGAGGCGGCGGCGGCGGAGGAGGCGGCGGCGGCGUUGGCGGCAGCGGCGGCAGCCGCAGCGACGACUUCUUCCUGUUGCUGCUUGACCCGGUGGGUGGCGACGUAGAAACAGUGGGCACGGAGCAGGCCGGAGGGCCUGUGUGGAGGGAGGAGGCCGAGGCAGGCCCGGGGCCCGAGCGGCGCCAGAGCGGUGCGAACCCAGCGGGCCGGCCCGAGCCGGGCCCCCGCUGCCUGUCGGCGGUGCCGGCUGCGUCCCCCCUUCCCGCGGCCGGCCCCGGCCCGGGCCCGGGCCCGGGCCCGGCGGCAGCGGCGGCCUUCGCGGGCACCAUCACUAUCCACAACCAGGACUUGCUGCUGCGCUUUGAGAACGGCGUCCUCACCGUGACCACGCCCCCGCUGCCCGCCUGGGAGCCGGGGGUCGCGCCGUUCCCGCAGCCGCAGCCGCAGCCGCAGCCGGGGGCACUGAUCGCCCCGCAGGCCGCCGGCUUUCCGCCCGCCGCUGCCGCCGCGGCGGCGCAGCUGGGCGACUGCCCCGAGCUGCCACCGGACCUCCUGCUGGCGGAGCCGGCGGAACCGGCGGCCGGCCCGGCGCCUCCGGAGGAGGAGGCCGAGGCCCCGGCCGCCGCCCAGAGCCCCCGCGGGCCUCUGGUCCCGGGCUCGGGCGUGGUGCUGUACCUGUGCCCGGAGGCGCAGUGCGGACAGACCUUCGCCAAGAAGCACCAGCUCAAGGUGCACCUGCUGACGCACAGCAGUAGCCAGGGCCAGCGGCCCUUCAAGUGCCCCCUGAGCGGCUGCGGCUGGACCUUCACCACGUCUUACAAGCUCAAGAGACACCUGCAGUCGCACGACAAACUGCGGCCAUUUGGCUGCCCCGUGGAGGGCUGUGGCAAGAGCUUCACCACCGUGUACAACCUCAAGGCGCACAUGAAGGGGCACGAGCAGGAGAACUCCUUCAAAUGCGAGGUGUGUGAGGAGAGCUUCCCCACGCAGGCCAAGCUCAGCACCCACCAGCGCAGCCACUUCGAGCCCGAGAGGCCUUACCAGUGUGCGUUUUCUGGCUGCAAGAAGACGUUCAUUACUGUGAGUGCCCUGUUUUCUCAUAACCGCGCCCAUUUCAGGGAACAGGAACUCUUCGCCUGCUCCUUCCCCGGCUGCAGCAAGCAGUAUGACAAGGCUUGCCGGCUCAAGAUCCACCUGCGGAGCCACACCGGGGAGAGACCUUUCCUUUGUGACUUCGAUGGCUGUGGCUGGAACUUCACCAGCAUGUCCAAACUCUUAAGGCACAAGAGGAAGCACGAAGACGACCGCAGGUUCACCUGCCCAGUAGAGGGCUGUGGGAAGUCCUUCACCAGGGCCGAGCACCUGAAAGGCCACAGCAUAACCCACCUGGGCACGAAGCCUUUCGUGUGCCCCGUGGAAGGCUGCUGCGCCAGGUUCUCUGCUCGCAGCAGCCUCUAUAUCCACUCCAAGAAGCACUUGCAGGACGUGGGUGCGUGGAAAAGCCGUUGCCCGGUCCCCACCUGUAACAAACUCUUCACGUCCAAGCACAGCAUGAAGACCCACAUGACCAAAAGGCACAACCUCAGCCAGGACCUCUUGGCCCAGCUCGAAGCUGCCAACUCUCUCACACCCAGCAGUGAACUCACCAGCCAGGGGCAGAACGAUCUCAGUGGUGCCGAGCUCGUGUCUCUCUUCUCGGAUGUGCCUGGCCACAGUUCGGCUGCGGUGCUGGACACGGCCUUGGUCAACUCUGGCAUCUUGACUAUUGAUGUGGCCUCUGUGAACUCGACCCUCGCAGGAAGUCUCCCUGCCGACAGUAAUAAUAGCAACCAUUCCUUAGGGCAAGCGGUGGACCCCCGGGCCUUGAGGGGCCCCCCCAGUGACCUUCCCCAGAGUCUGGAUACCUCUCUCUUCUUCGGAACCUCGGUGGCCGGUUAUCAGCACAGCCCCUUAGACAUGGACGAUGUCUCCGCUGGGAACGUGGGGCUCUUUGGCUCCUUGGCUCUGAAAAACUCAAGCCUGGAGACCCAGGCUUUGACACCCAGCAAUAAGUUAACCGUGGACACGGAAGCUCUGACUCCCUCCAGCACCCUUUGUGAAAACAGUGUCUCCGAGCUACUGACCCCAGCCAAAGCCGAGUGGAGCGUGCACCCCGAAUCUGACUUCUUUGGGCACGAGGAAGAAACUCAGUUUGGAUUCUCCCAUCCAACAGGAAGCCAUGGGUCUCAGAAAGAGACAGAUCUUAUCACGGUGACCGGCACCCCGUUUUUGGUAUGAACCGACUCUGCCUGUUCUCUGCCUGCCCUGUGGCUCACUUUU
This is a messenger RNA of Arvicanthis niloticus (Nile rat), 3713 nucleotides long. NCBI's taxonomy places the organism in Eukaryota, Metazoa, Chordata, Mammalia, Rodentia, Muridae. The record is from RefSeq and is a predicted model, not a curated record.